Messenger RNA from Capsaspora owczarzaki ATCC 30864, 678 nucleotides. RefSeq lists its product as hypothetical. The transcript has 5 exons. The coding region runs from base 1 to 678 and encodes 225 amino acids. The record is from RefSeq and is a predicted model, not a curated record. Lineage: Eukaryota; Filasterea; Ministeriida; Capsasporidae. Gene Ontology annotation, molecular function: oxidoreductase activity, acting on a sulfur group of donors, disulfide as acceptor.
AUGCGAAGCUCUGUCGCCCUGUUCGCGCUCGUCGCUCUGCUCGGCUUUGCGGCCGCCGGUGCGUCUGCCAUGCCCGCCCACAAGUUCCACCACCGUCCCGUUCACCACAACGGCGACGCUGACACUGCUGCCUACCCGCUCAUCGAGAUCACGCUCUACAUGGAGUCGCUGUGCCCCGACUGCCAAGCGCUCAUUGCUGGCGAUCUCUGGAACGUCUGGAACUCGAGCAUCUCUUCCAUCAUGAACUUGACCCUUGUUCCGUACGGUAACGCCCAGGAGUGGCAGUCUGGAUCGACCUGGGAGUUUGAGUGCCAGCACGGCGCGCGUGAGUGCAUUGGAAACGUUCUCGAGACCUGCGCCAUCAACUUGCUCCAGAACUCGACCGUCUGGUUCCCGUUCAUUCACUGCCUCGAGGGCACUUUCAACCCCUGGUCUGCCGGCAACCAAUGCGCCGCCUAUUUUGGCAUCGACUAUGCGCCCAUUUAUGCAUGCAUGAACUCUGCCCAGGGCAACGCCAUGCAGCACGAAAUGGCGCUCAAGACGGCCGCGCUGGUUCCCGCCCACACCUACGUUCCCUGGAUUACGCUCAACGGUGCCCACUGCGUCCCAUGCGAGAACGGCCACCUCAAGCAGGCCAUCUGCGGUGCCUACACUGGCCCGAAGCCCGCUGACUGCUAA